Molecule: messenger RNA, 3128 nt
Organism: Oncorhynchus tshawytscha (Chinook salmon)
Lineage: Eukaryota; Metazoa; Chordata; Actinopteri; Salmoniformes; Salmonidae
Product: transmembrane protein 200A-like
Exons: 3
Coding region: 773-2272 (499 amino acids)
Source: RefSeq, a predicted model, not a curated record
UUGAAGGGAACGUCUCUAUCCUUGAAGAUGUUGCAGAAGAGCUUUAUCUACAAGCUAACGUUCCACGGAGGAAUAGAAAGUGGACGUGAUAAUACAUCUUGGUUCUACUCCAAAAGGAUUAUGAAGAGGACAGUGCUUUUUCCCCAGAUGUGAACACUUAUGCUAGCAUGUUCUUCAUAAGACAUUUAAAAACAUGUUUCUGUGCAGAUUUUCUGCCAAAGCCAACUCUUAAGUUAAUAGGAUAAACUGAAAACAUAUUUGAUUAUAUUCUGGACAUGAAACUGAAGUUUAUGAGCCGACUGUAUGUGGAUCACCGGGCAUCAGUGACAACAAGUUGAGACGGUUAAAAGCAAAACAAUAGUCAUUCUCCGCGCGUCAGGCAGCUUGGAGCAGUUUACACAGCGGUGUGGCCAACAGUCCGGGUGCGCGUUUAGGAAAUGGAGCGAAAUAAUGAACGCUUGUUUCUUUGGAAGUGUAUUAUUUUUCGUGUCGGCAUCCGAAUAUAAAUGUAAUGGGAAUACAAACAGACAUAGCAAGUCAAACACGAGUGUUGAGAUACAUGGCUUAUGUUAUAUUUUCCUGUGCGUAAUGGACAAAUAACAUUAGCUACAAAGAAGCACCCUCGUUUACAGGUUGGCAAAUGUUGAAAUAUGGAAGUGUAUGGCAGUCAGACCACCCAUGAAUGUACGGCUGACCAGAGUACUGACCAGUGCUGCUUGUGCAUGCUGAGGAUGGAUUUGACUGUAAAAUAGGGCCAUAGACAGCUGUAGUGAUGAUUUCAGCUGGGGGAGUGAUCACAGGCCAUCUUGCUGCGCUGAAGAGGCAGGACUCUGCCCGCUCCCAGCACCACCUGUCCAUCCAGUCCCCAGCCCCAGGAGAGAUCCAGGAGAAGAGGAAGGCCAAGCGUAAAACACGGGCCGAUGUGGUGGUGGUCAGGGGGAAAAUCCGCCUCUACUCUGCCUCUGGGUUCUUCCUCAUCCUGGGUGUGUUGAUCCUGAUGGUGGGCAUUGCCAUGGCCGUGCUGGGCUACUGGCCACACACAGAUCCCCUUGUAGCGGCCAACACCAAGCUAUCCACCAACGACACCAGGGUGACCCGGGAGCAGGACGGUAAGCUGAUCCAGUUUUUUGAGCAGCACCUGCACUCUGAGAAGAUGAAGAUGCUGGGGCCGUUCACCAUGGGUAUUGGUAUCUUCAUCUUCAUCUGUGCCAAUGCCAUCCUGCAUGAAAACAGGGACCGGGAGACCAAGGUGAUCCACAUGAGAGACAUGUACUCCACCGUCAUCGACAUCCACAGCCUGCGGAUCAAAGAGCACAAGUACAUGAACGGGGCCUACUCAGGCCCCUAUGGGGAGCAUGAGGUCAGGACCUAUGAGAACCAGUGUGCCUCCAAACUAGCUGCUAACACCCUGCUAGGGUUCCCCAGUGUGGGGAACAACGUGAGAGUGUCAUGCAGGACCAGCUCUACGGAGGACGAGGAGGGUCUUCUCAACGAGGCCAAAGGGGGGCAUGGACUCGUGCCUUCGUUCUGCCGAGAGCGCUCUGGCUCCAUCUUUGGCUUGCAGCAUGAAGGCAGCCGCCAUGAGAAGAGCAACUUGCCCAAGAGAUGCCAGACCAGGUCCAUCGUCUCAUCCUCCAUCAGCGCUUUUACCCUUCCUGUCAUUAAGCUUAACAACUGUGUGAUUGACGAGCCUGACAUGGACAACAUUACAGAGGACCUGGAGUACAUGAGGGUUAGGUCCAGACCCCCCUCUAUGCAGUCCCUUUCCCUGGCUGUGCCUGUCCCGGCGGACAUCGCCAAAGCCUACAAACCCCCUGGUAUCAUGCUCCUCAGGAGCAAUUCGGCCACAGAGUCUCACACCGUGUCGUCUCGUAGCUCUCUGUCCCCAGGUUCUGCCAGUGGGAGCUACCUGUCCCCUGGGGCGGCCCGGAAGGACUUUGGCUCUAACAACUCCCUCCACAUGCUGUCUUCUCACUCCAAGUCUCUGGACCUGGAUCGAAGGCCCACCACCCUGACAGUGAAGCCAGAGCAGAGGAAACAUCCCAGCUGGCCCCGACUGGACCGCAGCAACAGUAAAGGCUACAUGAAGCUGGAGAACAAGGAGGAUCCUAUGGACAGACUGCAGCUGCCCCAGGUAGCAGUCAAACGGGAUUACACCAAGAAAGAGAAACUGCUCAUGAUCUCCAGGUCUCACAAUAACCUCAGCUUUGAACAUGAUGAGCAGUUCAUGAGUAACACUAUGAAACGAGGGAGCUCGGAGACCAGGUUUUAAACUCUUACAAAGCCUGGUCCCAGAUGUUUGUACUGUCUUGCAAAAAUGACCAUACAGAUGUAGGAUCUUAAUUUGAGCCAGUUAGCUACAGCAGAAAAUAUUAUUGCAGUACCAGGAAAUGUGCAUUAUAAUUAAUGGACAUUUUUGUAGGGGUUGAUACAUUUUUCAGUAGGGCAAAUUAAGUCUGACAUUUGAAAGUGGACAUUGCUAACUUUAGAAGCCUUUUGAAACCUUGAAUAUACUACAAGUUUGCAUUUCCUGCUCGGCAGAAAAAUGAUCAGCAACAAAAGAGUGAUCAAAUUAAGAUUCGACAUCUGUAGGAGUUGGCAAGACAGCACAAACAGAUCUGAGACCAGACUUUAAAUGGUCCGCUACUUGGACCUAAUUCUAACAAUGGUGUUUCUUUGUGUCACGAUCAUUCUGCAAUACGAAUCACAAUUCAAGCUGUUCACUGUCAGUGUUGAAUAGUUAAUUGUAAGUGUGAUGACGUGCUCAGGUAUUCCGUCUGUUUGCAAUGAGUCGAAAGAAAGAGAGGCUGUGUCACACACGGUGAGAUUAUUGCAGCGCAAAUCAAUUUGAACAAAAUGUUGAAAUUAGGUUCAAGGUGAACUUGAAAAUACAGAAAUCAAUAUGACUAAAAUGUGGUUUGUUUUUCUCAUCUUUGCAAUGUUGCAACAGGCAGUUUUGUUUGUUUAAACUGGUCAGUGUAUGUACCAGAGUUGGCUAGAUAUUUUGCUAUGGAGCUUUUAAUAAUGUAAUGUUCUCUACAAACACUGCUAUUUUUUUUAAAGAAACGAGUUAACCUGUAAAUGUACAGUUUACCCAUUUCUCAGAAUAAAAUGAAGCUUUUCAGUGA